UGGGGCCCCCAGGCAAUAGGGGAUCAUGGGGCCCCUGUGUCCUUGCCCAAACUCCAAAAAGCCUAUGAAAAAGGUACCAGGGGCAUCUCAUGGGGCCCCCUACUGACCGGGAAUUUUUUUCCAGGAAUCUGGAAGAAGACAAGGCAUCAAAACAUGCUGCAUCUAUACCAGGGGCGGACUGACAACUCAUGGGGCCCCUGGGCAAUAGGGGAUCAUGGGGCCCCUGUGUCCUGGCCCACACUCAAACCACACCCAAAAAAGUCUGUGAAAGGUACCAGGGACAUCUCAUGGGGCCCCCUACUGACCCCGGGCCCUCGGGCAGUGCCCAAGUUCCCCAAUGGUCAGUCCGCCCCU
Staurois parvus is the source of this 354-nucleotide messenger RNA. The record is from the annotation of a GenBank genome assembly. NCBI's taxonomy places the organism in Eukaryota, Metazoa, Chordata, Amphibia, Anura, Ranidae.